GGCCCCUGAUUAUUCAUUUACAAGACAACGUCAGGGAAAGGCGGCAGAAAGCGUUUGGGUAAAGAAAAGUCUACUAGUUUCGUGUCAGUAUCUUCACCAUGAGCGCGAACGACCUUGAUAAGGCGGAGCAGGGAGCCGCCGAGAAGCUGAAUAAGCCCGAGAACGGGAGUCCUGAGGACGGGAAGGCUGCGGAUGGCGGGCUGGACGCGGACGAGGUGGAGCCCAAAUUGGCGCCCUUCGCGGGAAUGGGGAAGGAGGAGCUCCUGAAGGUUUCCUCGGAGCCGUUCUGGGUGUACCUCCGCUGGACCCUGCUCAUCCUGUUCUGGCUGGCCUGGAUCGCCAUGCUGGUGGGCGCCAUCGUGAUCAUCGUGACGGCCCCGCGGUGCGCUCCGCGCCCCGAGCUGCAGUGGUGGGAGAAUGGCGCCUUCCUCCGCGUCUUCACACGCUCUUUCAAGGACUCUGAUGGAAACGGCAUUGGCGAUCUCAAAGGAAUUGAGGAGAAGGUGGACUACCUGAAGGAGCUGAAUGUGAAGUCUGUACAGGUCAGUCCUGUGUAUGCAACAGCCAACUUCACUGAUGUGGAUCCUGUCUUUGGAACAAUAGCCGACUUCGAUAGCCUCGUUGCUACUGUGCACGAUAAGGGUUUGAAGCUGGUGGUUGAUUUUGACCCAAACCACUCGGGCGUUGAUCACCCCUGGUUUGUGCAGAGUGCAGCCAGCAAGGCUAAUGAUAACACCUUUAAGGACUACUAUGUCUGGGCUGAUGGAGUGGGUGGAAAUCCACCCAACAACUGGCUGAGUGUGACAGGAGGCCCAGCCUGGAACUACAGCGCUGUCCGUGACCAGUGGUACCUCCACACCUUCCAACCCGAGCAGCCCGACCUGAACUUCCGCAACCCUGACGUGCGAGCGGCUGUCAAGGAUGCCCUGCGGUUCUGGGCUGCGAAGGGUGUGGAUGGCUUCCGCCUGACAUCUGCCAAGUACCUAGUGGAGGACGCAGCUCUGACCAACGAACCGGCCAACCCUAACUUCUCAGGGCAACCUGGAGAGUAUGACAGCCUGUCUCAUCCCUACACCACUAACCUGGACGAGACCCACAGCCUGCUGCAGGAGUUCCGCACCACGCUGGACGAGUUUGCUAAGGAUGGAGACAGCUACAGGCUGUUGGUAACAGAUGUGAUGGACACCAACAUCCGACAGGUGGUGAAGUACUACAGCUCCAACGGAACUCGCGAGGCCGACAUCACCCUGAACUAUAACCUCCUGGGUCUGCAGGGAGGCGGAGACAAACCCGGGAACAAGACCUUUGGCACCAUCCAGAGCUGGUUGGACAACCUGCCUGACGGCAAGCGCGCCAACUGGAUGAUUGGUAGUGAGAGCAGUUCCCGUGUCGGUGGCAGCCUGUAUGCACGUGCUGCUAACCUGCUGCUCCUGCUGCUGCCUGGCACACCCAUCGCUUACUACGGGGACGAGAUCGGGAUGGCAGAUGUGAAUGGCCUGAGCACCAGCCCCAUGCAGUGGAACAAUACAGACAACGCAGGCUUUACCAACCCUGGGGUCACACCGUGGACACCACUCAGUCAGAACUACACGACUGUCAACGUUGGGACCCAGAAGCAGGACGACUCCUCAUUCCUCAGCAUGUUCAUGGCGGCCGCCAAGCUGCGAGAUGAGGCUGCUUUCCAGUGGGGUGGCUUCAGCAAUGCCCUCACCACCGACAACGUGGUCUCGUUCAAACGGGAGCACGCCGGUGCAACCAGCUACCUGGUAGCAGCCAACCUGGGCGGGGCAGCAGCAAGCCAGGACUACACCGCUGCAGGGCUGCCGGAGGAGGGGACCGUGGUGCUCAGCUCGGGGAUGAACAGGAAGGACGAGAAGCUGAAGCUGAACAACGUCAUGCUCCAACCUGGAGAGGCGCUGGUCCUGAGCUACUGAAGGACCACGUGAAUGUUCUGCCACUUAUGCCUGUUAACACGUGCUGCAUGAUAGCUCAAGGAAGCUUAGCACGUCUAGUACUUAGGAUUACUGGUGUAACUUAUGGUUUUGGAAGAUAAGUAUACUGACUAUAACACUGCUGGUGAUAUUUGUGUGGAGGUAUGGAACUAAAAAACAUGUUAGCAGACCCAAUGUAGAACAUUUACUAUAGCAUCUGCAGCUGUAUCUCAUGUGAAGCACAUAUAUGGAGCUGGAAAACAACCAUGUAAACUUAUGACUGUUAAAGAAAACAGACAUCUUGAGGUUCAGAAGUGGUACACAAGGAGGAGACAUCUGGUGUUAGAGUUACAUGUAUUGGUAGAGACUACAGGAAAUAUGGUUGGAGUGCCAAGGCUGUAGAAACGAUUACAUGUUACGUGAAAGCAUGUAGUAGUCUUCCAGAGUUUGUAGUUCUGUGGUUGCAAAAGUACUGGUAACUCAGCAUUAGCAGGUCUUCCUUUAUGGCAAGUGGCAGAACCAAUGAAA
Branchiostoma belcheri (Belcher's lancelet) is the source of this 2459-nucleotide messenger RNA. RefSeq names its product neutral and basic amino acid transport protein rBAT-like. NCBI's taxonomy places the organism in Eukaryota, Metazoa, Chordata, Leptocardii, Amphioxiformes, Branchiostomatidae. The transcript is spliced from 9 exons. Gene Ontology annotation, biological process: amino acid transport; carbohydrate metabolic process. The record is from RefSeq and is a predicted model, not a curated record. Bases 99 to 1934 code for a protein of 611 amino acids.